Molecule: messenger RNA, 2301 nt
Organism: Rangifer tarandus platyrhynchus (Svalbard reindeer)
Lineage: Eukaryota; Metazoa; Chordata; Mammalia; Artiodactyla; Cervidae
Source: the annotation of a GenBank genome assembly
AUGGGCCGCCGCCGCCUGCCGGUCUGGCUGUGCGCCUUGGCGGCGCUGCUCUCGGGGGCGCAGGCCAAGGGCACCCCGCUCCUCGCGCGGCCCGCGCCGCCGGGUGCUUCCCGCUACAGCCUCUACACGACGGGAUGGCGCCCGCGGCUGCGCCCGGGGCCGCACAAGGCCCUCUGUGCCUACGUUGUACAGAGGAAUGUGACCUGCGUCCUACAGGAAGGAGCGGAGAGCUACCUAAAGGCUGAAUACCGGCAGUGCAGCUGGGGGCCCAAGUGCCCCGGGACAGUCACGUACCGCUCGGUGCUCAGACCCAGAUACAAGGUGGGCUACAAGACGGUGACGGACCUUGCCUGGCGUUGUUGCCCUGGCCUCGCUGGAGAAGGCUGUCCCGAACACCUCGCGGACCACGGGGCCACACCACCUCAGCCAGAGCCUGAGACCCAGAGUCCCUCGGGGCAGGUGGCCCCAGGCCCCAGACCCCUUCCUUCCAGUCGAGUGGCCCCAAGCCCCCACGGAAGGAAAGGCCCAGGGCUGUUUGGUGAACGGCUGGAACGCCUGGAGGGUGACGUCCAGCGCCUGGCACAAGCAUAUGGUACCCUCAGCGGCCUGGUGGCCAGGCGUGAAGACCCCAGUAGGAUGACUGGUGGACCCAGGGCUCCUGCUGCCCCCGUGGGCUUUGGGGUCAUCCCCGAGGGCUUUGUGAGCCCCCGAGACAGAGCUGGAAGACCGCUCAGCCCGCCCCUGGAGGAGAUCCUGAGCAAGGUGACGGAGGUGAGCAACACCCUCAGGACCAAGGUGCAGCUGCUGGACAAGGUGCACGGGCUGGCCCUCGGCCACGAGGCUCACCUGCAGCGGCUGCGGGAGGCACCCCCGUCCCCCCUCACCUCCCUGGCGCUGCUGGACGAGUACGUGGACCGACGGCUGCACCGGCUCUGGGGCAGCCUGCUGGACGGCUUCGAGCAGAAGCUGCAGGGCGUCCAGAGCGCGUGCGACCUGCGCGUGCAGGAGGUGCAGCAGCAGUGUGAGGAGGGCCAGGCGGCCAGCCGGAGGCUGCACCAGAGCCUCGACGGCCGAGAGCUGGCCCUGCGCCGGGAACUCUCACAGCUGGGUACCCGGCUGCAAGGCCUGAGUGUGGCCAGCGGGGGCAGCUGCUGUGGGCAGCUGGCCUUCAUCAGGGCCCGCGUGGACAGCCUCGAGAGGAACCUGCAGGCUGUGAUCGAGGCCCACCGGGGCCAUGGCGCCCCCGAUGGGGAUGACCUCACGCGGCUAUCUGCCGCCAUGCUCGAGGUGGGCAUGGAUGGGCUGCCAGAGGGCGUGGAGACCGCCAACGGGACAGGGGGUGGAGCCAGGGGCUGCUGUCUGGGGACGGAGGAGGGGGGCUGGGGCGCGCGCGGCUUCCACACCAUGCUGGAAGAGCGCGUGCAGAGGCUGGAGGAACGCCUGGUGACGCUGGCCGGGGAGCCGAGCCACGACCGCGCCCCUCCAGGCAGGCCGGCUCGGCCUCUCGUGCAGACGGAGCUGGCCGUGCUGGAGCAGAGGCUGGUUUCGCUGGAGACCUCGUGUACCCCCGGCACCACCUCCGCUGUCCUGGACAAGCUCGGGGCCGAGGUGAAGGCCUGGCAGAGCCGGAGCGAGUCCCUCCUGCGCCAGGUGGCCAGUCACGCCAUCCUGCUCCAGCAGCUCAAUGGCACCGUGGCCGAGGUCCAGGGGCAGCUGGCGGAAGCGAUGGGCAGCUCCCUCCAAGGCGAGAUCACCCUGCUCAAGGUCAACCUGAACUCUGUGAGCAAGUCGCUCACGGGCCUCAGUGACUCCGUCAGCCAAUAUUCCGAUGCCUUCUUGGCCGCCAACACCUCCCUGGACGAGCGGGAACGCAAGGUGGAGGCCGAGGUUCACGCCAUCCAGGAGCAGGUCAGCAGCCAAGGCUCGCGGCUUCGGGCUGAUCACAGGCAGGUCCUGAGCCUGCGGGGCGAGCUGGGGCAGCUCAGGGCCAGCAUGGCCGAGGUGGCUGGCGGGCUGAGCCGCUGCCAGGACACGGCCCAGGAGCUCCGGCACGCGGUGGGCCACUUCGAUCAGAGGGUGGCCCAAGUGGAAGGUGCCUGCAGGAGGCUGGGCCUGCUGGCCGCGGGCCUGGACAGCUUGCCAGCCGCGUCGCUGGGGCCCAGGGAGGGCCUGUGGGACCACGUGGACCAGCUGAAUCGCACGCUGGCCCAGCACGCCAAGGACAUCGCCCGCCUCCGGGAUGACCUGCUGGACUGCCGCGCCCAGCUGGCUGAGCGGGUGCGGCCAGGGCAGGCCAAUUAG